Molecule: messenger RNA, 1396 nt
Organism: Populus euphratica (Euphrates poplar)
Lineage: Eukaryota; Viridiplantae; Streptophyta; Magnoliopsida; Malpighiales; Salicaceae
Gene: HCC1
Product: electron transport SCO1/SenC family protein
Exons: 7
Coding region: 124-1107 (327 amino acids)
Biological process (GO): mitochondrial respiratory chain complex IV assembly
Source: RefSeq, a predicted model, not a curated record
UUAAACAAUUCUAGCUCAAGCUGCGAUUUAAAAAAAACUAGUACAGGACUUACAAAUAAACUCCAAGACGCCGCACCAGAAAGAAAGAAAGAAAGAAGCAAAGAGGAGCUCAAACAAUUUUCAAUGGCAACUACUGCUCUAUCAAGAAAAGCAAACCACCUGCGCCACACCUACCGAUGUCUCACUUCUCGCUACAUCUCUCACUGCACCACCACAUCUUCAAAUCCACCUUCACCUGUUCCUCGAUCGGUUUUACCUCUCGGUGGAGAAAUCCAGUCGCUGCCACAGAUUACUCAAAGAUUUCUGUUUAGCACUUCAAUUCCUACUACCACUACUGUUGUUGAUUCAGAGACUUCGAAAAACACUGAAGAGGCUAAAUCUGAUGGAAGUGAAAAGUCUGGGGAUUCAAAUCAUCAAGAUGAUAAAAAUAAUGCUAGAAGAACAGUGCGGCGUGGGCCUAUUUCAUGGUUGAGUUUUCUGUUUCUGGCGGCUACUGGAGCUGGAUUAAUUUGGUACUAUGACAGGAUGAAGAAGCAACGUAUUGAAGCUAUAAAUAAAACUUCUGCAAUUGUGAAAGUGGGACCAUCUGUGGGAAAACCAGAGAUUGGAGGCCCAUUUAAUCUUAUUGAUCAUGAUGGAAAGCCUGUUUCAGAGAAAGACUUCAUGGGGAAAUGGACAAUGAUAUAUUUUGGUUUUACUCAUUGCCCUGAUAUUUGUCCGGACGAGCUGCAAAAGCUAGCUGCUGCAGUUGAUAAAAUAAAGGAGAAGGCAGGGUUUGAUAUCGUGCCUGUAUUCAUUACUGUGGAUCCUGAGAGAGAUAAUGUUGAGCAAGUACGCGAAUAUGUCAAAGAGUUCCAUCCAAAACUAAUUGGGUUAACAGGCAGCCUAGAAGAGAUAAAGAAAACUGCUCGUGCAUACAGGAUCUAUUAUAUGAAGACAUCUGAAGAAGAUUCAGAUUACCUUGUGGAUCACUCCAUAAUCACAUACUUGAUGGACCCUAACAUGGAACUAGUGAAAUUCUUUGGGAAGAACAACGAUGCUGAUGCUCUUGCAGAUGGUGUUAUUAAGGAGAUGAAGCAGUACAAGUCCAUAAAAGCAAAAGCUUAGUUAUUUUUUCUCUUCAGCUGAACUAUUUGCUAUGGAAUUUUUCAGUGGUUCUUCUUGUGCUUUGAGAGCACCUUGGAUUUUCCUCAGUUGGAUUUUUUAUUUGAUAAUACCUGGAGUUUUGCAAAAUCCAGAUAAAACCCAUUGGUCUAUAAGGGUAGUUGUUUAGUUGCGGGAAAAAAAAUAAAUAGAAGAGAUCUACUGUUACCAAUUUGAUCAUCCUUGGGCCUGUAAGAACUGAUGCAGAAAGUUUCUCUGAUAUUUUUAUUCUAAUUUAAUGAGAUUUGGGUUA